This is a messenger RNA of Sebastes umbrosus (honeycomb rockfish), 3530 nucleotides long. RefSeq names its product LanC lantibiotic synthetase component C-like 2 (bacterial) (gene lancl2). The transcript has 9 exons. Gene Ontology annotation, biological process: carbohydrate metabolic process; peptide modification. Gene Ontology annotation, cellular component: plasma membrane. Bases 419 to 1762 code for a protein of 447 amino acids. NCBI's taxonomy places the organism in Eukaryota, Metazoa, Chordata, Actinopteri, Perciformes, Sebastidae. The record is from RefSeq and is a predicted model, not a curated record.
GACACGAAUAUCCUCAAAACCAACAGAGAUCAGACAAGAAAUCUGCAUUUCCAAAUGUAAAAUAUGGUUCAAAUAAUCUGUAUGAACUAUUGUCUUCAAAACAAAAGGCUCUUUUGUCCCUUUUCCAUCUGGCUGCUCUCAUCGGUCAGGGUCUGGCUGCUCUACUCUCUAGUUGUUCUCCAGCCAGGUUGGGAUGAAACUCCUAACUUGUAUUUCUGCUGUAUAUUGAGCAGUAGAUCUCAUUGUGCCUAUGCAUUGCGACAAGCUUUAAACACAUCUGCAUGACCACUUCCAUCCUCCUGCUAUUAAUCACUAGUGUCCCUUUGCUGGUUUACACAUUUAAACAUCUGCUUUUCUCAAACGCAAUUUCUUAUUUCCCCGUUUGUCCGUCCAGUGUCCGCGCCGAGCCGCCGUAGCGAUGGGAGACAACGUGUCCAAGAAACUGGGACUGAUCUCUGCUACAGACGCAGAGAUGGAGGAGCGCUCCUUCUCCAACCGAUACCCGGACUGGGCCCCGGGACGCCUGUCCUCAGGCUCCGGAGGACAAGGAGUCCUGUCCUCAGGCUCCGGAGCAGAGCUGGAAGACAACGAAGACUACGAAGACAACCAGCCGCUAGAUGCAGAAGGAAAGGUGAGCGCAGCAUUCCAGAAGAAGGUGGAGAACAAGAUCAAAGAUCUCCUCCAGCAGAUGGAGGAGGGCCUCAAGACCGCCGACCCCCACGACUUUUCCGUUUACACCGGCUGGACGGGCAUUGCCUUGCUGUAUCUCCAGCUGCACCGGGUGUCCCAUGAGGCCACCCACCUGCAGAGGGCGCUGGACUACGUGAAGAGGACCAUGAGGAUCCUGAAUGGCCGUAAAGUGACGUUCCUGUGUGGUGACGCGGGGCCGCUGGCAGUGGGCGCGGUGGUUCACCACAAACUGAAUAACACCGCUGACAGCCAAGACUGUCUGUCCAGGCUCCUCCAGCUGCAGCGGUCAGUGCUGAGUCCAGACUCUGAGAUGCCAGAUGAGCUGCUGUACGGCCGGGCUGGCUACCUUUAUGCUCUGCUCUACAUUAACAAAGAGAUGGGAGCUGACACGGUGGAUGAGAGCACCAUUACGAAGGUGGUGAUGGCCAUCGUGGAAUCGGGGAAGAACAUGUCUGCAGAGCAGAAGAAGACGGAUCGCUGCCCUCUGCUCUAUGAAUGGCACAAGAAGCAGUACAUCGGUGCUGCCCACGGCCUGGCUGGCAUCUUUUACAUGCUCAUGCAGCCAGAAGCCAAGGUCCAUCCAGACAUUCUGUCAGAGUUGAUCCGUCCCAGCAUCGACUACGUCCGCCACAAGAGGUUUCGUUCGGGGAACUUCCCGUCGUCGCUAAGCAACGAGAGUGACCGGCUGGUUCACUGGUGCCACGGAGCCCCGGGUGUUAUCCAUCUGCUCAACAUGGCUUAUAAGGUGUUUAAAGAGGAGAAGUACUUGAAGGAGGCUGCAGAAUGUGCUGAGGUGAUCUGGCAGCGGGGUCUGCUCAGAAAAGGCUACGGUAUCUGCCACGGCACGGCAGGCAACGGCUACGCCUUCUUGUCCCUUUACAAGCUCACCCAGGAGAAGAAACACCUGUACCGCGCCUGUAAGUUUGCUGAGUGGUGUUUGGACUACGGGACCCACGGCUGUCGCAUCCCAGACAGACCCUACUCUCUUUUUGAAGGUAUGGCGGGGGCCAUCUACUACCUAUCAGAGGUGGCACAGCCCGAAGCCUCCUGCUUCCCUGCUUUUGAACUUUGACCUACCAGCUGAUGGGGACUGAGGACGACGAAGGGGAACGGGGGACUAACUGUUUUGGACAAAAAACUUUGAGUCUUUGCUUGAAAGCUGGACGAGGAUGUGUUUGUAAUGCAGCUUUCAACCGAAGUCGUGAGUAAGUAAUGUCUGAAUUGAAAAUGAAGAACUCGACAGAGUUAGUGCAAUUCGUUGUUUGUUGGAGUAACCAUAUUGUUUGGUUUAUGGAAUUGACAUUUAAAAGAUAAAUGGAAGAUUAAUUUUGAACAAAACUAUAAGUUGAAUGUUGUUGAUAGAGUGAAAAUCAAAGCAGCUGCUGGACUGAAGAGGACAAUGCUAAUGGAUGUUUCUCUCCCUAAAGAUGGACAGUUACAUCCUGUGGGGUCCAAACGUCCCCUCUCAUCCUCCACUGUUUUGGGGCAUAGACAUGUCCCAUGUGUCCUCCUCGCCCAUUACAAGUCAGUGCUAGCUGGCAUGGACAAAGAUGAACACCCUUUAACCCUCAGCCUUUAAUAUCAUAGCACCUAGGCCAAGAAAGAGGGCGUGCGGGCGGGCGGGCGUGCACUUACCUUCCUAUCCAACUGUGGACUUCGGCGUCGUUACACAUUCACCAAUAGGGGACUUCUUAGCAAGCAGGGGACAUUUUGGAAGUCCCCUGCUGGUCAUGCUUUAAAUCAGGGGUCUCCAACAAGUAGCUCACUACCCGUUUCUGAGUGGCUCGCUAACGGUUCAGAGAAUAUGUACAUACAUUUGAUAACAAAAAGUCACCAAAUGAUUAUAUCGGCUGUCAAUUAAAGUAGUGAGGCUGCUGUCAGGUUUGUAACGCCAUAACAUACAGCGAUGUGAGCAGACUAGCAAGCGUACACCAGAUUUGACAAUGACCACAGAAAAUAGCCAGGCACAUAAAAGGCAACAAAUCUACUAUUCUAUACUAUAUACUAUACUACCGUCAGUAAAAGAUGUAACAUCGAGCGCCAAGUCCACAGACACUUUUCAUGGGACUUUCCGUCUGGUAGCAGUCUACGAACAGAGAAGGUAAAGGAGCCAAAAGCAACGCUUAGAAGACGACAGUCUCCGUUUACUAAUCUGACGAAGAAGGCCGAUGAGGCAAAGAGCCUUCGUUUAGCGGCUCACAUCCUAACAAAACACAAAAAGCCCUUCGUCUAUGGAAGAUAUGUAAUAGAGACGAUGACUGCGGUGGCUGAAACGUUAUUAAAGGACCAUGAAAGUAAGACAGAAAUGAUGUCUGUUAUUGGCGAUGUACAACUUGGUGCUUCGAGGAGCGCUCAGCCACUUUCAUUUUGUCCAAUUAGCUCUCAGAGGGGAAAAGGUUGGAGACCCCGGCUUUAAAUCAUGUAUAAAACCCUCUUGUUGUUUUUUUUUUUUUAUUUAUUAUUUUAGGCAAGAAGGGACUUGCAGAUGUGUAAUGUAGGUAUGUGUGAAGCUGUUGUGGUAUUUCUAUGCACAUGCAUGUACUGUAUAACAGGCUCCUGGUCUCCUCUUCCUGUAUUUGUCGGUGUGCUGUUUCCCUUCUAUUUGUCACAUAGUGGGGACAAGUUUCUCUGUCAUAUUUCAUUUCAUGAGCCAUAUGAGCCUAUAAGCCAGUAAAACUGAAGUGAAACUAACCAAUAUAUCAGCCUUUAAUGUGGCAAUCCUUCAGAUUUCAGUCCCGGUUGAUUUAGAAUUUCUAUUUGAGUGAAAACCAUGUAAUGUGCUUAGAGUUUAUCAGUCUGGUCUGUAGUCUUUUUCUUAAUACACAAGCUUCACAUUUUCA